This is a messenger RNA of Leucoraja erinaceus (little skate), 10207 nucleotides long. RefSeq names its product anoctamin-7-like. Bases 3822 to 6527 code for a protein of 901 amino acids. The transcript is spliced from 24 exons. Gene Ontology annotation, molecular function: protein dimerization activity; chloride channel activity. NCBI's taxonomy places the organism in Eukaryota, Metazoa, Chordata, Chondrichthyes, Rajiformes, Rajidae. The record is from RefSeq and is a predicted model, not a curated record. Gene Ontology annotation, cellular component: plasma membrane. Gene Ontology annotation, biological process: calcium activated phospholipid scrambling; chloride transmembrane transport.
AUAUGAAUUACUGGUGAUGUACCAGCAAGCUACAAUUACUGCUGGGACUAGAAUCGUCAUUACAGAGAACUUAUGGACAACAAACUCUAUUGGAGCCCCCUCACAGUUCUGACGCAUCAAGUUGAAAAUGUUGGCGAAACAGUAAACUGGUAAAAUAUGCUCUGUGAACAUUUCCAUUCUCAGUGGUUGCACAGCUGAGUACCUGAGCGCAAAAGACAAUAUGAAGAGUUGGCUACUAUCCUCCAGUGAAAUAAUCAUUAAGUCCUCCUUUAGGAUUCAACAUCUGGAAAACCAUCUUUGCUGCACUUGAUAUCAAGAAAGGCAGAUUACUGCAAAAGCUAUUGGCCCAGACAAUGUUUUGACCAUGGUGCUGAAGAAUUGGGCAUCAGAUCUAGCUGGCCAUUAGGUGGCCAACAUGGGCAUCUAAUUCAGAAUAUUGCCCAGGUACGUUCUGUCCCCAAAACACAGGAUAAAUCUAAUUCAGUCUAGCCAAUUGUUAGUCUCUUCUCAGACAUCAGGAAAAUAAAACAUUUUCAACAAUAUUAUUAUGUGGUACAUGCCAAUUCGCUUGCUGUCCUGAACAUGUCAACAGCACUUGGUUCCAGAUUUAAUUAUAACCUUGGCAUACGCAUGGUUAAAGUAACUGUGUUCAUGAGUUGGUCAAGAGUGAACACCCUUGAAAUGAAUGCAAUGUUUGACCAUGUCACAAUAAUGCCUUUUUUAAAUAUAGGAGUCCUUGUUCAUGGUAUACUUAAACAAAGGAAGAUGAUUGUGUUUAUUGUUGGAACAAAUUGUACCAGCCCAGACUUAAGACUGACCAACCUCACAUGUUCCCUCAAUGACUUUCAUCCAUUAUGAGGCCACGUGAGAUGUUGAUUGUACAGUAUUCAGUUCAAUUCUUCGGUUAAAGAAUGUUUUCCUUUGCACCAAGACCUAGACAAUGUUGGGACUGCUGCCUUGCAAUAACAUUGCAGGAUGUAGAUUUCAUUGAAACAUUUUUGAAAGUGUAAAUGCAUAGUAUGUAAAAUCAAACCAAGUAUAUUUCUUUCUACCACAUAAUCAUUUAAAGCAAGUCAUUGAGUGAUAAAUGUGGAUGUAAUGAAUAAUUGCUACAUUUUAAUGCAAAGUAAAACAAACACAGAAUGGCCCUUUGAACCUAUUAAUCAAUUGACAAUCAUGGAUCUGUCAUGAUCUAGUCAUUGUGGAAUCUCUGAAGCAUUUUAUUCAUAGAGAAAUGCAUUUGCAUUAAACCUUAUAAACAUGCACACAGAUUACAAGGCAUGUCUAUCAGAAACUCUGAAUGCACUGUGCACAGGCUUGAUAGUUGGGCAAUAUUGGCAAUCAUUUCCAAAGAUUUCAUUCAAGCUUGGUUGAUAAGUGGCAAGAGACAUUUGUUUGUCACAAACAAUAUAUUAACCACCUCCAUCAACAAAAAAUCUACCGAAAAAAUUCAGUUUUAAAUUUGGGUUUUGAUAAAAGCAUACAUGUAGAACCAUGGUUUUGGCUGAUUGAACGGACCACAAUGUGAAAACAGUCACAAUUGUUGAGUGUGAAUGUUUUUCUGUGCCUGAGUAUAAGCUGCCUCAGCCCAGUCCACAGCCAUGUUGGACUGUAUAACAUUACAAUUAGAUCUGAAAACUCAGAGGUUGAUGGAGUUUAAAGAAUCAAAUUGCGCAGCGUGAAAGUAGCCCAUUCAACCCUUCAAAUAUGUGCUGACUCUUUCAAAAAAUAGUUAUUCUCACUCGAUGCUUUUCUUCUAGCCUAAGCAUUUUGUUUUUUCUUUCAGGUACCGAGUUUUGUUUUGUUUUUUGAAAGUCAAAUUUGACACACUCCAGCACGGUUUUAUCACGAUUAAAUCUUUUUUUUCUUUUUGCCAGUUGCCUUCAAAGGUGUUGCAAAAUAUUGCAGUUUAUGUUGGGCCUCAUUAUGGCCGUGGAAGAGGCCAUGCACAGACAAAUCGGAUUGGGACUGGGCUUGCAAUGAGAAUUAAAGGACUUGCAACAGGAAGGUCAGGAUCACCCCUGCGGAUGAGGCACAGUACUCCACAAAGCGUUCAUCCAAUCUGCAUUUGAUUUCUCCAAUGUAGAGAGGGCCACAUUUUGAACACUGAAUGCAGAAGCUAGAUUGGAACAAGCGCAAGUGAGCCGCUGUUUCAGCAGUAAUGAUUGUUUCCACCUUGGACGUUAGGAAGGGGGUGAACAGGUAUUGCAUCUCCCAUGGUUGCAUCAAAAGGUGUCAUGGGACAGGGCGUGGUGGAUGGGGGCAGAAAAAUCGGCUAGGGAGUUGAGAAAUGAAUGUUCGCUGUGAAAUGCAGAAAGCAGAGGAGAGGAAGAUGUGACAGGAAUCACGUUGGAGAUGUUGGAAAUCAUGAAGGACAAUACAUCGAAUGCGAAGGCUGGUUGUGUGGAAAGUCAGUAUCAGGGGAACCCUACCUAUAAUUCUGCCCCAGGGAACAGGUGGUGUGGUAAGGGGGUGGGGGGGGGUAACUGAAGGAUGGAAAAUCUGACAGGUACAGGCAAUUAUGUUGUGAUGAGGUGGGGAGGUGACACAGAAUAGAGUCCAAGACUAUGUAUUGUAUCGUCCUUAGCCUUCAACUAACUUUAGCUCUUAGUCCAGCAAUAAUUUUCAUUUACUUCCAACUUUUCACGUCGUAACCUUCUUAUCUCCACCAGUCCCACAAAGCUCUUGAAUCCCAGUGUCCUUCAGUUUAGUAAAUCUCUUAAGCCAUCUAGUUUCCAUUCAACAUCACCGGCAAUCGGUUAUGGUUGUCCUGGUGGGUCAUUUAUGUUGAUUUUGAGAUGGCUGAAUACGCCGAUCCUGAAGGCACAUACUUUAUUGCAGAGGGAUGUGCAAGUGGUAUUUCCUCCAGAGAACCCUGUGUAUGACAUCUUCUAAAGUGGGUAGACCAGUCCACAGACUGCCACCAUAUGCUCCUUGACAGAAACAGAUUUGGGUCCAACAGCAUGGACUCCACAACGGUUGCAAUUCUCUCUGCUACAGCCUUCUGCAUUUUCAGUUAUCGUGGUGUUCCACCUGGUCAGCUACUGUCCUCUGCUUGUUUCACCAUUGAUGUCAUCUUCUUGGGCCAUGCUUUGUGAGGAACCUCCCCUUCAUCUGCCCACCUUGGGUGAUCAUGCCAAGAACAUAGCCAAAGCUGGUUUAGCUCUCAGGAUCUUAGGCACAGACAUGCUUCUUUCGUACAAUAAAAUGGUGACCCUUGAAGAAGUUUCCACUAUCCUAUCACAGAUGGCUGUGGUUCAUUCUCUAUAGCUUUCUGCCUACGAAGCACUUUGCGAUUCUAAUAUCUUGUCCUAAUAUUUUCUAAUGCUGCUCAGUAUCAAUGUUUGCUGGCAAACACUCCAGUAAAUUGAUUGAAGGCAUUUCACUAUGAAAAGGAUUUUAGGCAAAUAUGUUUCUGAGUUGUAUUUCAGUCAUGUUAUGUCUCAUCUCUUAUUUUUACUUUGUUCCACUUUGUUUCUAUUAGCCUUUGUUUAAAGAAUUGGCUCCCAGCAUCGCUCCUAGCUUGAAUUUUAAUGUGCCUCCUGCCAGAGGAAAUUGCUUUUUCUGUAUCCACCCUUUCAGACCAUUAGCUGCGUCAAAACACUUCAAUUAAAUCACAACAAUCUUCCACAGUGACGGGUGGUGAGAGGCAAUGCCUGUCUUAAAAUUAUAGAAGACUUUUUGAGACUAUGAGCAUGUUAAAUGCACUCUCUCUCUCUCGCUCUGCAUUGAAGCUAGAAUAAAGGGACAGUGAUGAUGACACAUUUUCAAGGACAUAAUUGGGUACGAAUUUCAAAAAAUUAUUCUAAUCCACAAACGUCAUGUUGAAACGGAAAGGCAGUAAAGAGGAUGAUACCAUUAAUCUCAUUGUGGCCAACGAAGAGAAGAGUGACAAUUAUGGAAGUUUGGCCAAAGAGGAUGAGGAUGAGGACUGGGAUGAUACUGACGAUGAAACCUCAGACGACACGCUGGAGGAGGCCAUCACUGAAGGUGAAGAAAUACCGUUCAGACCACCGGAAGAAGAGAAAUUUAACUUUUUCCAAGAUGGUAAAACCAGAGUUGACUUUGUUCUUGCUUGGGAAGAGCAAAAUGAAAAAACAAGAGGCAUGAGCAGCACCCAGAAGCCAAAAUUACCAAAAAAUGUGGUGCAGGACAUCAAAUGGAGAAAUAAAUUUGUGAAGAACCUUGGAAAAUGUGGCCUGCUGAUGGAAAUGUUGGAAAAGCAGAUUGAGGACCAAUUGAUCCAUUACAUCUUGCUGAAUGCCCCAUGGGAUGUACUGUGCUAUCAUGCAGAAAAUAUGUGUCUGCACGUUCCACUGCAGCAAUCUGAAAGUUGUGGCACCAAUUGGUCACAGGCAAUACUCUCGAAGUUAAGAAUCCACAAUGUCAUGUAUGAAGAAGUCCCCAACACUCCACCAGAAUAUUACAGCAGUGUGUUCAGACUCUCCAAAUUAGACAGGUACUUAAAUAAAGACAAUCGAGAGGAUUUCUUCACUAACAUGCAAAGGCAUCAAAUAGUUUAUCAAAUAUUAGAAAACACUACAUAUGGGCAUCAGAAAAAGUGCGAGAUUGGUAUUGAAAAUCUCUUAAGUGAGAACGUAUUCUCUGCUGCAUAUCCCCUUCAUGAUGGUUCACACACGAGUGCGAGUGACGACAUCAAUCUGGAGAACCUCAGCCGCCGGCAGAUACUUUACAAAUACUGGGCUUGUUGGGGCAAGUGGUACAAAUACCAACCACUGGACCACAUCCGGAAUUACUUUGGAGAGAAGAUUGCCUUUUACUUUGCAUGGAUUGGGUUUUACACAGCGUGGUUGUUGCCAGCAGCAAUUGUUGGAACCCUAACCUUCGUUGGUGGAAUCUACCUUGUGACAACUGACAUACCCUCAAAGGAAAUCUGUGAGGAAGGAUCCACUUUCAACAUGUGUCCACUCUGUGAGAUCUGCAAGUCCUGGAACCUCUCCAGCAUAUGCAACACCUAUAAGUUAGGUUAUCUCUUUGAUCAUGGGGGCACCGUGAUCUUUAGUAUCUUCAUGUCGCUGUGGGCAGUGACAUUCCUUGAAUACUGGAAGAGGAAGACUGCAAUUCUGGCUUUUAGAUGGGAAUGCUUAGACUGUGACGAAACUGAGGAGCGCCCCAGGCCUCAUUUUACGGUCAUGGCUCCCAUGACUGCGAAGAACCCAAUCACAGGAGCAGUGGAACCCUUCUUUCCGAAGCAGGACAGGUUCCGACGAAUCUUUACGAGUUCGAUGGUGAUUUUGCUCUUGAUCAUUGUGGUGUUAAUGUUCGUGAUAUCCGUCAUUUUGUACCGCACUAUCAUAAGUAUCGUCAUGUAUGAGUCUGGAAACUCCAUCAUCAUGGCAAUUGCUUCAAGGGUUGCCAGUUUCAGUGGAUCGAUAGUCAAUCUCUUAUGCAUUCUCAUCUUGGCUCGACUAUAUACAUAUCUAGCCCAUUUCCUAACCAAAUGGGAAAUGCACAGGACUCAGAGCAAGUAUGAAGAUGCAUAUAUCGUCAAGGUGUUUCUGUUUCAGUUCAUCAACUUCUACUCCUCGCCAAUCUACAUUGCUUUCUUCAAGGGCCGAUUUGUUGGUUAUCCUGCAGGCUAUAAAACACUGUUUGGAGUCAGAAAUGAAGCUUGUGGACCUGGUGGCUGUCUGAUCGAACUGGCUCAGGAAUUACUUAUUAUCAUGGUUGGAAAGCAACUCAUUAAUAAUAUGCAGGAGUUUAUCAUCCCGAAGAUUAAAGUUUGGUGGGAGAAGCAUAAAUGGAAGACCGCGGUCAAGGAUGAGGCCAAUCCAACACUUCAGCCCUGGGAGCAGGAUUACAGACUGCUGUACUGUGAAGGGCUUUUUGAAGAGUAUCUUGAGAUAGUCCUCCAGUUUGGAUUCAUCACCAUCUUCGUGGCUGCCUGCCCACUGGCCCCUUUGUUUGCCCUUUUCAAUAACUGGGUGGAAACCCGCCUGGAUGCCAACAAGUUUGUCUGCAAGUAUCGGCGGCCGGUUGUGAAACAUGCAGAGGGGAUCGGAAUCUGGUUCAACAUCCUGGAGACCAUCACCACGAUAGCAGUAAUUAGUAAUGCCUUUUUGAUAGCAUUCACGUCAGAUUUUCUGCCUCGCCUCUACUACAGCUACACUUACGAAAGUGACCUAACUGGCUACAUUAACUUCACCUUGGCAUACUCUCCCCCCAGUUUCAAGGACUUGAACCAGACCAUGUGCAGGUACAAGGAUUUCAGAGAUGACAAAGGCCAGUUGACCUUAACCUAUUGGAACCUGAUGGCGAUACGUCUGGGCUUUGUCAUUGUGUUUGAGCACGUGGUGUUCUUCAUUGCACGAAUGAUCGACGUCCUGGUCCCAGAUGUGCCCGAGUCGGUAGAAUUAAAGGUGAAGAGAGAACAGUACAUGGCAAAGCAAGCGCUAUCUGAGAACAAGACUCUCCUGAAACGAGUCGAAAGUCUGGCUGGAUUUUGGAAGACAAAACCAAAAGGAAAGAUUACCAAGGAUCCCAUCCCAGAGGAUAAAUUAGAUUAAUCCUCACCUCUCUUCCUCAUCUGUUUCAAAAGCAUAACACUGCGGAUUUUACAGUUCAAACAAUUAUUACCAAGAAGUAACGCUGCCCUCAGCAAGCCGAGCAGCGUUUGUGGAGGGAGGAAAAGUUAAAAAUUUCAAGUUCAUCUUCAUGAGAAUUGGAGAGCAAGUGUCAAAAUGCAGAGAAUGGAAGAGGAAACAUGUGGAAUAUUGAAGGGAUUAAGAGAUUAAAGUUGGUAUAGGUGGGAUAAUAAUGAUGUUGCUUAAUUGAGAAUGCGUGUUUGGGGCCCUGGAUAUAGUAAGGGAGGUUAAAAAGGCCUGUAUUGCAUUUUCUAUUGGAGGUGUCGCCCAGUUAGUGAGGAAUGAACCAGUGUCCUGUGGGAAGUGCUUUUUUGGAAUGCAGGCGGAGAAGUGGAAGUGUUUGGGUGUGGAAUGACAUGGGAAGAGGCAAGGGGAGACAAGGACAGAGAGAACACUUCUGGUUUUAUGCUGGGUGGGUGUUAAUGUUAAUUAAACAUGGGGAAGGGGGGGGUUAACUAUUGCUUGAGGGAAAAGGAAAAAUUUCAGAUAGGACGAGUCAAGGGAUGGUGAUGGAGAAGUGAGAAUAUAAUUAUCACCCGACGUUUUCAAUGCUUCCAGUUUACAUACUGCCAAACAUAUCCCUUUCACCAUUUUAUAGGAACUAUGACUUCUGUCACCUCCUGGUCUUCUCCUCAGGCACCAGUACCAUCUUUCUUCUUCCCAGGCAUCUGCUUUCCCAUGCAAGGACAAGAGAUGCAACACUUUCCCUUUUACCUUCUUUUCCACCAUCCAGAGCAACUGGACACUUCAGGAUUUAUUUGCGCUAGUUUCUGUUUGCUGCACUUUCACCAAUCAUAAUAUUAUUUGUGGCACAGCUGGUAUUGCUGCUGCCUCAUAAUGGCAGACACCCAGGUUCAAUCCUGGGCUCUGGAGCGGUCUAUGUGGAAUUUGCACGUUUUUCUUGUGACCAUGUGGGCUUCCAGUCAGGUGCCCCAGUUUCCACCCACCUCCCAAAAACAUGUUGGUUAAUGGGUUAAAUGUCCACUGUAAAUAGCUGCUAAUGUGUGCGUGAGCAGUGGAAUCUGGACGGAAUCGAUGGGAAUGGGGGGCGGGGGCAGGGUGGAAUAAAUGGGUGCAUGAUGGUCAGCCUGGACUCAGUUUGUUUCUGUACUGUAUCUGUACUCAACUCUAUGACAAUCUCCCUGGGAAGACCAGUGACUGGGUGACAGCUUCGUAGAGUAACUCUGUUCAACCCACGUCGAGAUUGCCUAUAACUAGUUGUCCUUCCCACCUUCAAGCCCUGCCAUUAUCUUCCUCGAGGUUCUCCCUGAAUCUCAAAGAACUCAACACGAGGUGCAACAAUUUCAGCUAAUGAUUCUGCUGCUCAUGUAAUCAACUCUGCCUUGUCACUGCUCAGUCUUUUUUGUUCAGUUUAGAGAUAUAGCAAGGAAACCAGCCCUUCGGCCCACCGAGUCUGUGCUGACCAGCCAUCACCCAUUCACUAAUUCUAUCCUACACACUUUGGACAAUCAGCUGGACACAACUCAAUGAGUCAGGUUGGUCCGACACUCCUCAGAUGGCACCCCAGAAUUUGUCUAGCACCUUGUCCUUGCCUUGACACACAACAGUGGUGUGCAUAGGGGAGGGAGUGGGGGAUGAGUGGUGAGGAAUUUCAGUCGAGCUGUUCCAGCACCACCUAUCCAGUUGCUCUUUUCUCUGCUUCCUUGGGGCUGGUUGUGGUGCAUUAAACAUCUGGCAGAUUACACAUUUGAUGGGCUGCAAUGCAAAACCCCUUAAAAUUCUAUAUCUAGACAUUGGCUGGGGUGAAGCCUGGAUAUCAGAAGAUUUUCUCGACUUCCUUACACACCUCCACUGACCUAAUGAAGGGGAAGCGCUCUCCCACACUGACAUGCAUCACAUCAACUGCUUCACAGCUGUGGUGACCAUUUGACAGUCCAUGCCAGUUCCCAGAACAAUUCCUUUUCCUGUGUAUUCCUAUGCUACUUAUUCUCUCAAGCAGGCCAAGCAAGACCCUACCCUGCACCCAUCCACCCACUGGGGUAAAAUCUAAAGCAGCCGAUAACCUUCCAACCUACACGUAUUUAGGAUGCGAGAGGAAACCAGAGCAUCUAGGAGAAACCCAAUGCAGUCACUGGGCGAACGACAAACUCCACACAGACAGCACCCGAGGUCAAGAAUGAACAUUGGUCACUGGAGCCGAGCCAACAGCUCCCCCUACAGGGCCGCACCUGCAGAAUUCGGACCCAAACUGGUCUCUCCCGCGAGCCCCUCCCAACCACAUGCAGAGCUUCCUUCCUCCAUUUAAUAUCAAUGGAGUGGCCCUGCCUGAAAAGUCACAGACAUUGUCUUCUAUUUUACCCAUAUAUUGACAUGGACAGGAAAAAUACCAAGAAAAUAUUUUUCAUGCUGCAAUAGUGAAAUGGUUUAUACAGUGACACUGUUAUUCCGCCACAUUCAGUGAUAGAAUGGCAGAUUUUCCUGACAUGUUGGAUAUGAAUACUCCCAUUUUAAUUUAGAUGUUACAUAGUUCAGAAGUACAAUAAAUUUUCCAGUGAAUCAGGAAAGUUAAGGGAGCACGGAACGAGGCGAAUUUCAAGGGAAUACAAGAAGCAGGGUCCUAGUGUGUUAGAAAGAACAGGUUCUCCAGUAUACCAGAGGGGUUACUGAAAAUGAGGUCCUGCUGCAUUGGAAGGAGCAAUGAAUCAGCACCCAAGUAGAUGCAGAUGCUAGUAUACAAAAAAAAGUGCUGGAGUAACACUCAAAUGAGUCAGGACCUGAAAGAUCACCUAUCUGUGUUCUCCAGAGAUGCUGCCCGACCUGCUGAGUUUUUCCAGCACUUUUUUUUUUUUUUUUUUUUUUUAACAUUUACACACAGCCUUGAGGAUAAGCAUUUUACAGGAAGAGGAGUAAAUUAGAAGCCGUCCCAGAUUAAAUAAAAUACUUUGAUUGACGAACCAUUAUGCUGGAUGAACUGAUGAGUAAUCAUUCCAGAGGAAUUACCAUCACUCCUCGCCUGAAAGCUCAGACAGAUUCAUUAAAAUGGGAAGGCUAAAUAUUUUAAUCUUCCAAAGAAAUUGCAAGCAUUUACUGACGUAAGUUUAGCAAUUGAAACCACUUCAAAGCAGUUUUGUCUCCGUAUUGUAAACAUAAACUAGAAUUAGUCAUACAUGCUCAUGUUGAAGUUGUUCAGAUGUUGCUGCAUAAGGCAGUAUUAACCUACAGAGGAGCUCAGAUUCCAAACAUUUAAUUAAAAUGCUGGAAGAAUCAGAUUGAAAUGUGUUCGUAAUAAGUAUCAACUUAUUAAAAUACAAAAUACAACUAAUACCAUCAUAAUAAAGCACGAGUCUGGAUGUCCAACUGUCACGUUAUUCGCUUUAUCAUGUAUCUGUACACUGGGGAUGGCUCAAUUGUAAUAAUUAUUGUGUUUCUGUUGACUGGUUAGCACGCAACAAAAGCUUUUCACUGUACCUCGGUACAGGUGCCAAUAAACUAAACUAAGCUAUUGAACACUUUUCUUUCCACACGCUUCAACUUGGCUAAACUUAGGCGCCACUGUACUGUUUUAUGCUGUAUUAACUUCUAAUAAAAUAAACAAAAAAAAAAAAAAAAAAAAACUUGGCUAAACUUGUAACCCGGAUAUA